Molecule: messenger RNA, 1844 nt
Organism: Octopus bimaculoides (California two-spot octopus)
Lineage: Eukaryota; Metazoa; Mollusca; Cephalopoda; Octopoda; Octopodidae
Source: RefSeq, a predicted model, not a curated record
AAAGAUAGAGCCGGAGAGGAAGAGAGAGAGAGAGAGAGAGAGAGAGAGAGAGAGAGAAAGAAAGAGAGAGAGAGAGAGAGAGAGAGAGAGAGAGGAAAUGACAGCGGGACAGACAUUGAUAGUGGCGUAUGAGAAGAAAAAUGGAAAGUAAAAUAGAAGAAAAUAAAAUGAACGUCGAAGACUCUAAUUCUGUUCUACACAAUGAAGAGAGAGAAGACAAUCUCACUGAUUCACGUGAUGGAGGGUACAGUCUCAGUGAUUCACGUGAUGGAACGUACACCAAAAACAAAACAGCAUCGUAUUCAGGAAGUACCUCCUCAGUGAAAGCUAAAGUUCAACGCCAUCUUUCGUCAACACCCAAUUCUCCGGAACCUAAUUUAGAAAUUCCAAGAGAUGGAAGCCUCUUAUCUUUUCCAACAAAAGACAUUGUAACAAUACUGAUUUGUCUAAAUAUAGAUCCUGGGGUCAUAAACCGCGUUAAUAAGAUGCGUCUCAAUGGUAAAAAAUUAUCUGCUUUGUCAAAUGAAGAUCUGAAAGAGUUAGGCAUAGAUAAUCCCAUCAUAAAAUAUUUCCGGGACAGAACUAAAUUGAAAUCAAAAUCUCAUUUCAUGUUAUAACGAAAAAAUAGAAAGUCAGAACAGAACUAGUUGACUAAAUAGGGAAACAGAAUACCAUUUUCCGAAUACUAAUAAGAGAAUGCCGGGCAGAGAUUUCCCUAAUUCGUAUUCGGUGAUGCUAUGUAUGCUUGAUAAAAUUACUUAACUCUUGUUGUUUUCUAACCCACUUUCCUGAAGAACUUGUAUUCUGAAAUGGUUCAACUCUUUGCUGCAAGCAAUGAGUGGUUUGUAUAAUAUACAAAUGUUUCGUUAAUUAUUAGUAACAAAUGCAAGUCCUUCUAUAAGCAAAAUCCCCUAUAGACCAACGUUCUAUCAGUGGUGAAGGGAUAAAUCUCAUGCGUUUAGUUAUAAAAACUGGGAUAACCCCAUUUCUCGUCAGCAUUUAUCACUGAUGUAAAGGAAAAGUAAAAGCGCUGGAUAAUUUCUGCUUGAAUACUGACGAUUUGUGUAUUUGUAUAUUCAUGUUAAUUAAAAUGCUUUUGUUAAACGAAAGAGAAAUCACAACGAAGGCUUGUAAUAUUUGUCAAAUUAUAAAGUCUCAUCAAUAAAAUGUUAUUAACCUUAACGUAUCUGGAUUAAUCAAAAACAAGAACAAAAAUUUGCUAUUUUAUCAUUCGGCUUUCUGUCACGCUUUCAUAUCGGACAGAACACCAGGAUGAUGAAGUUUACAAUCAGAUCCAAAAUCACUAUACAGGCAUACGUCAACUUGCGUCGGUAAUUAGUCCGAAGAGAUACAUUACUCGAAAAAUGAUUAUAACACGAAAGAUUAUAAGUUCGUUUUUUUUAGCUUACAUCUGUUUUAAUAAAUGGUUUGUACAUAGUUUCAUUCAUAUUUUGAUUUUCCACUCCAGUAUUGGUUUUUAGGUGUUUGUUUAAUUUUUAUCCUUUUAUAUAUAUUCACAAAGACCGACAUAAAUUCGGAUAAAUCGAAUAAAGUUGAGAUUUAUUUUAUUCCAUUAAUUUCUUUAAGAAAAAAAACAUGUAAAGUCGAAAAAGUUGUAACUCAAAACGACGUGAGUUGGGUAUAUCUGUAUUUCGAUUGCUUUGCGCUUAUCCCCUUUUCAAUUAGAAUUUUUUUUACUAAAAAAUCCGACACAAGAAUAUUAAAUUCGUUUAAGAUUAACACACUGUUUGCAUUCUAUUCAUUUCAAUAUUUCAUUUUUACUUCCAUUUGUACUUCUCAUUUUCAACAAUAUUUGAAUAAAAAACAUAUAAUACGAUUCGCAA